Molecule: messenger RNA, 1224 nt
Organism: Metschnikowia bicuspidata var. bicuspidata NRRL YB-4993
Lineage: Eukaryota; Fungi; Ascomycota; Pichiomycetes; Serinales; Metschnikowiaceae
Exons: 2
Coding region: 1-1224 (407 amino acids)
Biological process (GO): nucleophagy; autophagy of mitochondrion; protein lipidation
Cellular component (GO): phagophore assembly site membrane; cytosol; extrinsic component of membrane
Molecular function (GO): protein binding; phosphatidylinositol-3-phosphate binding; phosphatidylinositol-3,5-bisphosphate binding
Source: RefSeq, a predicted model, not a curated record
AUGAAAGUGCUACAUGUGUCCUUUAAUCAAGACCAAGGAUGUUUUUCCAUUGCCCAUGAAGGAGGGUUUUUAGUGUACAAUACAAAUCCAAUUGAUCUUCGUGUUUGCCGAAAGUUUUCGCCUUCAAAUGGAGCAGGCACAGGGAUUGGGUUAGUGUCAAUGCUACAUAGAACCAACUACUUGGCAAUGGUGGGAGGUGGGAGAACCCCCAAAUUUCCAAACAACAAGGUGAUUGUAUGGGACGACAUCAAGCAAAGACCUAGUUUGACCUUAAGCUUUAUGAGCCCGGUUUUGAAUGUGUUGUUAUCAAGAAUCAGAAUCAUUGUUGUUCUUUUGAAUCAGGUCAUUGUAUAUGGAUUUUCUGCGCUGCCCCAAAAGAUCGCAACUUAUGAAACAAUAGAAAAUGAACAUGGUCUAGCCGACCUCUCAAUACUCUCAGCAGCACUGCCCAGCCGCUUGGGUACCUCCUCCAAGGAAUGCUCGAAGUGUCAGAUUCUUGCAUUUCCCGGACGUGCUGCUGGUCAGAUACAGCUUGUUGAUGUCUCUCCAGAGGGGCAGGAAAAGAAGUUAGUGAGCAUUGUGAAAGCCCACAAAUCCAAAAUUCGCUUUAUUGCCUUGAAUCGCACAGGUACAUUAGUAGCGUCUGCAAGUGAGUCCGGGACAAUCAUUCGAGUCCAUUCAACUCAAACUACAGCCCUCGUUUAUGAGUUCCGAAGAGGACUAGAUAGAGCUGUUAUAACCUCAAUGAGGUUCUCUUCUAAUGAUUCUAGCCUAGCUGUUUUUUCUGACAAAAAUACCUUGCAUGUGUUCAAUAUUGCAUCGCCCCUUGCACUGCCUUUGGCUGAUUAUUCUCAAGAUAGGAACCUUCUGAGGGAUGUCCCGGCCAACCGUCAACACAUGUUGAACCGAUUGCGAUUGCCACUCCCCCUUCUUGACUAUUUUCAGUCAACCUGGUCGUUUUGCUCUGUGAACACGAGUCAGUAUCAUGUGGACUUUGAUACCGAUACAAGAGAUGACUCAGCAAUUUUGGGCUGGUCUGGAAAUGACACUAUAAUUGUCAUCUGGAAGAAAAAGAAGAUCUGGGAGAAGUAUGUGAUUGUCGAAGAUCUGAAAGAUAGCUCGCGCUCACGGGACUCGGCUUCACUUGAUACAAGUUCUUCUCAUCCUAAUCCCCAAUAUAAAAUUGUGCGUUCAAGCUGGAAAAGCUAUGAGUUGACCGAAUGA